This is a messenger RNA of Macrosteles quadrilineatus (aster leafhopper), 2967 nucleotides long. It is a transcript of the gene nan, whose product is annotated as transient receptor potential cation channel subfamily V member 5. Gene Ontology annotation, molecular function: calcium channel activity; protein binding. The transcript has 18 exons. Lineage: Eukaryota; Metazoa; Arthropoda; Insecta; Hemiptera; Cicadellidae. The coding region runs from base 1 to 2874 and encodes 957 amino acids. The record is from RefSeq and is a predicted model, not a curated record. Gene Ontology annotation, biological process: calcium ion import across plasma membrane. Gene Ontology annotation, cellular component: membrane.
AUGGGUAAUUCAGAGAGUAAUGUUGCAAGUGGCGUGAAAAAACAAGCGGACACUUCCAAUGUACAGAUGUACAAACUGGUGGAUCUGAAAGGAGGAGGUUUACUUGUUGAACUGAUGAAGCGAGCCGCACAAAACAAACAAUACGCAGAACUGGAUCAUGCUAUCAAGACAAAAGUAGAACCGUUCUUAUACAACCGAGGUAAAGGAAAGUGGAUCCCAGUAGCGCAACUGGUGCUCAUGAGGAACAUAGAUCGACCUCGACACAAAAUGCUACCAAUAGUGCGGAACAUGGAUGAAGGGACUUUUGAUGUUAACAAAAAUUACAUGAACAUCCCAGAACCAAAGGAGGGGGAGAGAGUUGACACCAGCAAGUAUAGAGAGGUGUGUUGGGACCUCAAUGAGAGAGGCGCUGUAGGAGAGACUGUGCUACAUUUGUGUCUACUCAGUGCUACAUCAGUACACGCAGACUUGGCCAAGAGACUGCUCAAGUUCUACCCGAAGUUGAUCAACGACAUCUACAUGUGCGACGAGUAUUAUGGUGAGAAUGUUCUUCACAUUGCGAUUGUAAAUGAAGAUCCAGCCAUGGUGAAGUUCCUUCUUGACAGCGGAGUCAACUUCGAAGAGAGAUGUUUCGGCAACUUCAUGUGCCCUGAAGAUCAGAAGUUUUCUCGGAGUGAUUCUGUGGACCAUGAAUGGGUCAACCUUACUCCUUUUACCAACUACGAGGGGUACGUCUAUUGGGGAGAGUACCCGUUGUGUUUUGCCGCGUGUAGAAGUCAAGAGGAGUGUUAUCGUCUGAUUCUUGCGCGAGGAGCAAACCCUGACGCCCAAGAUACAAAUGGCAACACUGUGCUUCAUAUGCUGGUCAUCUAUGAAAAGAGUCAAAUGUUCGACAUGGCCUAUGAGACUGGUUCCAACCUGAGUAUUCUAAACAUACAGAACCUCACUCCGUUGACACUAGCAGCCAAACUCGCUCGGAUAGAGAUAUUUUUCCACAUUCUUAACAUCGAACGAGAAAUCUAUUGGCAGAUUGGAAGUAUAACGUGUGCUGCUUAUCCGCUUUCCCAAAUUGAUACAAUAGACAAUGAAACUGGAAAUAUAAGCAAAAACUCUGCUCUCAAUUUAGUUGUGUUUGGGGAAAAAGAUGAACAUUUGGAACUGAUGGACGGAGUACUUGUGGAUCUACUCCAUGCUAAGUGGAACGCUUUUGUCAAAUACAGGUUCUACAGACAGUUCAUCUUCUUCUCAUGCUACUUUCUCGUUUCUCUCGCCGUGUUCACCAUGAGACCUGGUCCACCCGCGGCUGUAGUCAAAGCUGCCAACACGACUUCUCUCUACUCCAGCUCCACAUAUACAACCUCGUCUCCCUUCGGAGAGAACGGAACUUCCACGACAUCAAUGGCUGAGGUUCUAAUGGCUAUGCGUAUGGACGGAUCCAGCAACGUAGUUUUCAACGAAAACAACACUUUAGAACUCUUCAACAACAUGCUUCCGACAAACAUCACUCCGAUCCUUCAACAACUGAAUGUUUCAUUUAGUGAACUUUUACAAAGCGAUAACAUCGGAGAAAUUCUCAACAGUAUAGCAGUCCCACAAGAACCACCCGACAAACUUUCAAUUGACGAAGAAACCAGGAAAGACAAUGAGAGUGAUGGGAAGAUAUUAGAUACUUUGAAAUUGGCAGCAUUCAUCAACCGAGUAAAGAAGGACACUCCUACGAACAUCAGCAAUAAAAAUGUAACGUUUGGAAAUUUAGUUGAACUACCUGCUAAAAAUGGCAGUGGAGGUAUUCCAAGAGUGGAUUUCACAAAGAUAAAUUUGGUUUUGCCUACAAGCUCUACAAAUCCUCAGAUCGGGUCACUAGAAAGAAUCAAAGGAUUAUGGGAGGAGAUCGCUGGAGAUUGUCGUCUUCUACAAGCCAAUGAUAGCACGGACGUCACCAGACUUCUUGCUGAACUCUUCCUAGAGAUUGGAGCUUUCCUGUACAUCCUGGCUGCUUUGAGAGAAGCCAAGUUUCUUGGACUCAAUAUGUUCAUUGAAAAUUUGAUGACAGCGCCAUCUAGAGUCAUGUUUCUGAUCUCUUGCUCACUGAUGCUCGUGAUGCCGUUCCUGAGGUUCGGCUGUUACGAAGAGAUAGAAGACGUUGUUUCUGUCAUCAUAAUGCUAACUACAGCUCCUUACUUUUUGUUCUUUUGCAGAGGAUUCAAGACCGUUGGACCUUUCGUAGUGAUGAUUUACCGUAUGAUUAUGGGGGACUUGUUGAGAUUUGCUACCAUUUAUCUUGUUUUUGUCAUGGGGUUCUCCCAAGCGUACUACAUUAUCUUCUUAUCGUUUGACAACCCCCUGACUCCUGAUGGGGUGGACGAUUCAGUGUCUAACCCUCUACCCAACCCUAUGGAAGCAGUGAUGGGGAUGUUCUUUAUGUCCCUCACUAACUUUGGCGACUACUACGCGGCCUUUGAGAGAACUGAGCAUGAAACUGAAGCUAAGAUAAUGUUCGUGGUGUACAUGGGCAUUGUAGCCAUUCUACUGGUGAACAUGUUGAUUGCUAUGAUGGGCAACACUUAUCAGAAGAUUGCUGAAACCAGGAAUGAGUGGCAACGCCAGUGGGCUCGUAUUGUUCUGGUAGUGGAGAGAGGUGUUAGUCCAAAGGAACGACUCAACAAACUCAUGUGGUACAGUCAACCCAUGUCCGACGGACGGCGAGCUCUCGUUCUCAGACUUAACCAGACUGAGGAAGACAAGGAAGAGAUGAAAGAAAUUAUGGAAAUGAAGAGAAUCCAUUUGAAAAAUGUUGAGAAAAGAAGACGAGGGAGAAAACUACUGGAUACUCCAAGCCCGAAGAGAAUAGAUUUAAAUAAUGACAAUAAGUAAAUGAGAUUUUGUUUUGGAUGGGAUUAUGUUCUAUGUUAAAAUAUGUAUUGUUAAAGUAACUAUGUUGUUUUAAUGUUUUUAUAUACUGUUGAA